CUCGCUCGCCGUCUUCUCUCUCUCUCUCCCAAAACUCUCAGGCAAUUUUUUUGCCUAUGGUUUCGAUUCUACACGCAAGCUUCUUCCUUUUUCCAGAGAUCGAUGAACCCUAAUUAGUCAAUACGCAGUGGCACGAUUCGCACACUCUCUCUCUCUCUCUCCACAAUCUGGAAAAAGAAUGCAAUUUACUUGUGAUCCUGAUCAAGAGGGAGACGAGGUGCCACAGUAUGAACACAUCUAUCAAAAUGACUUCUCUUAUCGAAAGCACAAGAAGCAGAAGGAGGAAGAUAUCUCUAUCUGUGAAUGCAAGUUUGAUUUUGGAGACCCUGACAGUGCUUGUGGUGAGAGAUGCCUCAAUGUGAUUACCAACACCGAGUGUACACCUGGUUACUGCCCUUGUGGCGUCUAUUGCAAGAAUCAGAAGUUUCAGAAAUGUGAAUACGCAAAGACGAAGUUGAUAAAGUCCGAAGGUCGUGGUUACGGACUAGUGGCUGUUGAAGACAUAAAGGAAGGACAGUUCAUUAUUGAGUACUGUGGAGAAGUAAUCUCAUGGAAGGAAGCAAAGCGUAGAGCUCAAACUUACGAAACUCAUGGUGUAAAGGAUGCUUACAUAAUAUCUCUCAAUGCCUCUGAGGCUAUUGACGCCACUAAGAAAGGAAGCCUUGCUAGGUUUAUUAAUCAUUCAUGUAAACCAAACUGUGAGACGAGGAAGUGGAAUGUUCUGGGAGAAGUAAGAGUUGGGAUCUUUGCCAAAGAGAGCAUAUCUCCAAGGACUGAGCUGGCUUAUGACUAUAACUUUGAGUGGUACGGUGGAACCAAAGUCCGUUGUCUCUGUGGUGCAGUGUCUUGCUCUGGCUUUCUUGGAGCCAAGUCUCGUGGCUUUCAGGAGGAUACAUACGUAUGGGAGGACGGUGAUGAUCGGUACUCGGUUGAUAAGAUUCCGGUCUAUGAUUCUGCGGAAGACGAGCUUACAUCUGAACCUACUUCUAAGAAUGUUGAGUCCAACAAAAAUGAAGAGAAAGAUAUUGUGAAAGAGGAGUCUACUGCUCUGAUUGUUGAGCAGUCAGAUUCAGCUCCUAUGGAGGUAGAUGCUGUCACAGAAACUGUUAAAACCGAAGAAGAUAUGAAGCUGACGACCUCGCAAGAUUCGUCGCAGAAAACAGCAGUUAUAUCUAAGGGUCUUGCGAGGAAAAGAGGAAGGCCGAUUACAAAGAAUGUUGUGAAGAAGCACGUUGACAUAGCAAACGUGGUUCAGCUACUAGCAACCAAAGAAGCUCAAGAUGAAGUUCUCAAAUGCGAGGAGGUGAAGAAGGAAGCAGCGGUACGUCUCACGUCCUUGUACGAUGAGAUAAGACCAGCGAUUGAAGAGCACGAGAGAGAUAGCCAAGACAGUGUAGCAACAAGCGUGGCGGAGAAGUGGAUACAAGCAAGCUGUUAUAAGCUCAAGGCAGAGUUUGAUCUUUACUCUUGUGUGAUAAAGAACAUCGCUUGCACUCCUAUCAAACCACAUGACUCGGCAAAGACCAAAGCUGCAGAAACAGAGAACAAGCCCUCGGAAAGCUAAUGAAGAAGAGAACGAGCUCCAAACCUGCUAGGUGGCUCGGAAGGUUAUGAUUAUGAUUAGACUUUUGUGAGUUUCGCUGUAAGUGACAUUUGUUUCAUUUGAUUAUUCAUAAAUCCAAUGAGAAGCUGACGAAAAACCGC
This is a messenger RNA of Brassica oleracea var. oleracea, 1704 nucleotides long. Its product is annotated as histone-lysine N-methyltransferase ASHH1. Gene Ontology annotation, cellular component: chromatin; nucleus. The record is from RefSeq and is a predicted model, not a curated record. Gene Ontology annotation, molecular function: histone H3K36 methyltransferase activity; protein binding. Bases 179 to 1564 code for a protein of 461 amino acids. The transcript has 8 exons. NCBI's taxonomy places the organism in Eukaryota, Viridiplantae, Streptophyta, Magnoliopsida, Brassicales, Brassicaceae. Gene Ontology annotation, biological process: regulation of DNA-templated transcription.